Molecule: messenger RNA, 624 nt
Organism: Haliaeetus leucocephalus (bald eagle)
Lineage: Eukaryota; Metazoa; Chordata; Aves; Accipitriformes; Accipitridae
Gene: CD8B
Product: CD8b molecule
Exons: 5
Coding region: 1-624 (207 amino acids)
Biological process (GO): regulation of immune response
Cellular component (GO): cell surface
Molecular function (GO): MHC class I protein binding; coreceptor activity
Source: RefSeq, a predicted model, not a curated record
AUGGCCCGGCUGUGGCUCCAUCUCUGCAUCUGCCUGCAGAUCCCAGGUUUCUCUACAAAUCUACUUUUAUCCAAGACUCCACGCCGUAUUUUAGCCCAGACUAACAAUAAAACAGAAAUCCUCUGUGAGCUGAAGACAGAGCAUGCUGGGGUGUACUGGUACCGCUGGAGCCAGGAGAAGCAAAAUUUCGAGUUCUUGGUAUUUUCCAACCCAUUUGGCAAAGCUGUAUACGGCGCAAACAUCAGUAAGGCCAAGUUUAGUGUCCCUGGGGCAAGUUCCCGCAGCUCUUACAGCCUGCACAUCAGUAACCUCCAUGCCUCGGACAACGGCACCUAUUACUGCUCCAUCUCCCAGUCCUCCCAGCUCCUCCUGGGCAGUGGAACGCAGCUCAGUGUGGUUGAUGUUCUGCCUCUGCCUCCAAAGACCACUCAGGCACCACUCUCCAAAAAGCCCGUGCGGUGCAUAACCAAAAGCAAAGGUGCUGACAAGAAAGGUGCCUGCAGCCCCCUGGUCUGGGUCCCCCUGGCCACCAGCGUCCUGGUCCUCCUGCUGAGCCUGGUCCCCACCGCCCACCGCCUCCACCGUCUGCGGAGGAGGCUGUGGCUUCGCAUCCACAGGCAGUAA